AUGCCUCCCAAGAAGACCGAAGGUGCCUCUGCGGCCAAGCCCAAGGCGUCUCAUGCCUCGUACCAGGUUCGUUUCUCUUUGCUGUUCGACUUUUUUGGGGACAUGAUCACCCAUGCUAUUGUUUCGCUCAAGGACCGCAAUGGCUCUAGCCGGCAAUCGCUGAAGAAGUUCGUCAAGGCGAACAACAACCUGUCUGUCACGGACGCUAUGUUCGACUCGCUGUUCAACAAGGCCCUGCGCACCGGUGUCGAGAAGGGUGUCUUUGAGCAGCCCAAGGGCGCGUCUGGCGGCACCAAGCUGGCCAAGAAGGCCGCUGUCAAGAAGGAGGACAAGGUGAAGAAGCCUGCCGCCAAGAAGGUCGCGAAGAAGCCCGCCGCCAAGCCUGCGGCGAAGAAGGCCGCCCCCAAGAAGGAGGGCGAGAAGAAGAAGGCUGCUCCCAAGAAGGAUGCCGCUACUGCCAAGAAGGCUGCUCCCAAGAAGGACGCUGCUAACACGCUGCAGACUGCCGCUAAGCCCAAGGCUGCUGCUGGCAAGGUCACCAAGCCCGCUGCCAAGAAGGCCGCCGCACCGAAGAAGGCCGCGCCGAAGAAGGCAGCAGCAAAGAAGGCCGAGGCAUGA
Messenger RNA from Sporothrix brasiliensis 5110, 618 nucleotides. RefSeq lists its product as uncharacterized. Gene Ontology annotation, cellular component: nucleosome. Lineage: Eukaryota; Fungi; Ascomycota; Sordariomycetes; Ophiostomatales; Ophiostomataceae. Gene Ontology annotation, biological process: nucleosome assembly. The transcript is spliced from 5 exons. The record is from RefSeq and is a predicted model, not a curated record. The coding region runs from base 1 to 618 and encodes 205 amino acids. Gene Ontology annotation, molecular function: DNA binding.